AUGUCGGGAGCAAACCAAUACAAUUUUCUCGUCGUCUUUUUUGUGACCUUCGGGUCUCUAACUUAUGGAUAUAAUUCGGCCAUCAUAGGAGCGGUCAUCGGUCUGCCGUCCUUCUUCGAGUACUUCAGUAUCGACAUCAAAUCAGAGGAGGGAUCUCGAAUUACUGGAGCAACGAAUGGCCUGUUUGCCGGUGGGGGGAUCAUCGGUUGCUUUUUCAUAACAUGGCUAGCCGACAAGGUCGGCCGGAAGCGAGCAAUACAGAUCACGGCGACCCUCUGCAUUAUAGCAGGUGCUCUUCAAGCUGGAUCGGUCCAUAUUGCCAUGUUUCUGGUUGCUCGGUUUCUUAUGGGUGUGGGUGUCGGCAUGGUCAAUGUCAUCACUCCUCUUUAUCAAUCAGAAAUUUCCCCUGCCAAAACAAGAGGAAGGAUGGUUGGAUCACACGGAUUCAUACUCUGCGUUGGCUAUGGACUUGCAGGUUGGACUGGAUAUGGCUGCUAUUUCCUGUCAAGCCAAGUGGCUCAAUGGCGUCUAUGUCUGGCCCUUCAGAUCGUUCCACCUCUUUGCCUGCUAGUUGGAUCCCCCUGGCUCCCUGAAUCUCCUCGUUACUUGGUGGCGAAUGACCAGCAGGAGAAAGGAUUUACGAUCCUGCAGCGCCUCCAUCACGUUCCUGAAGACGAGGAUGACACCAUAGCCCGUGAGGAACUUUACCAGAUCAGAAAACAAUUGGAUCUUGAACGACAAGAAGGCUGGAGACAGGGUUGGGUCAAGGGAUGGAUCCUCCUGUUUCAAAGGAGAUCCUACAGAAAGCGCCUCCUCUUUGGAUUUCUCCUGCUUGGUUUGGUCCAGUCUACUGGCUGUCUGGUCAUCAACAACUAUCAAGUACUCUUGUACAAUGGUCUCAGUCUGUAUGGGGCAAUGCCUCUCAUGCUCUAUGCCAUUUGGGAUACCUGGGCGGCCUUCAUGAACUUGGUCAACGCGUUACUGCUCGAUAAAGUUGGACGCAUUCCAAUCAUGGUUGUUGGACAGAUUGGCUGUUCCAUUUCCGUGGCCGGUUUCACUGCAUGCCUCGCGAGAUACGGUGGCACGGACAACAAGAUCGGAAACGGGUUCGGAGUUUUCUUCCUCUACCUUUUCGUCACCUUCUUCGGAGGCAGCAUGGACGCCAGUUCCUACGUCUACUCGUCCGAGAUCUUCCCGACCUCGAUCCGUGCCCAAGGCGCCGGAUUCAGUGUCUCUGGCCUCUUUUGCUUCAGCCUAAUCUACACCAUGUGCGCUCCAGUGGCCUUCCGGAAUAUUGGCUGGCGGUAUUAUUUAAUUUUCAUAAUUAUCCCCCUUUUCGGCGCGUCUAUCAUGUAUUUCUUCUACCCCGAAACCAAAGGGUUGGCUCUGGAGGAGAUUGCGGCCAAGUUCGGCGACGAAGUCGCUGUUGACCUGACACAUUUGACAGCGGAAGAGAGAGCGAGGUUAGACAAGAGCCUUGUUAAUGCAGAGGUGGAACAGUUGGAGCAUAAGGCUUAG
Rhinocladiella mackenziei CBS 650.93 is the source of this 1518-nucleotide messenger RNA. RefSeq lists its product as uncharacterized. Lineage: Eukaryota; Fungi; Ascomycota; Eurotiomycetes; Chaetothyriales; Herpotrichiellaceae. The coding region runs from base 1 to 1518 and encodes 505 amino acids. The transcript has 6 exons. Gene Ontology annotation, biological process: carbohydrate transport; transmembrane transport. Gene Ontology annotation, cellular component: membrane. The record is from RefSeq and is a predicted model, not a curated record. Gene Ontology annotation, molecular function: carbohydrate:proton symporter activity.